CAAGGCCAGAAAGUAGUUCCGGUUCCGGUGUUGGCCUUGUCGUUCUUGGUGUUCGGUUGUCGCGGUUGGUGGGUAGUAACUGAGCCAAGAUGCUGCGGAAUAUGCUGGCUCUUCGUCAGAUUGCCCAGAGGACCAUAAGUACUGCUUCACGCAGGCAGUUUGAAAAUAAAGUUCCAGAGAAGCAAAAGCUAUUUCAGGAGGAUAAUGGGAUUCCAGUGCAUCUAAAGGGCGGAGUAGCUGAUGCCCUCCUGUAUAGAGCCACUAUGAUUCUUACAGUUGGUGGAACAGCGUAUGCCAUAUAUCUGCUAGCUAUGGCUUCAUUCCCCAAGAAGCAAGACUGACUUCAGUUUAUUUUCUCAGCAGGCAGUUGGUUCCGUGUCAUUCAGCUCUCUGGACCAAUAAUUGAUAAAUAACUGAGUUCUUCUUUGGGAUCAAUAUUUAUUGACUUAUACUAACUGCCACCAAUAAAGCAGUCUUUACCAUG
This is a messenger RNA of Suricata suricatta (meerkat), 484 nucleotides long. Its product is annotated as cytochrome c oxidase subunit 7A2, mitochondrial. Gene Ontology annotation, biological process: mitochondrial electron transport, cytochrome c to oxygen; regulation of oxidative phosphorylation; mitochondrial respirasome assembly. Bases 90 to 341 code for a protein of 83 amino acids. Lineage: Eukaryota; Metazoa; Chordata; Mammalia; Carnivora; Herpestidae. The transcript has 4 exons. The record is from RefSeq and is a predicted model, not a curated record.